GUUUGUCACUAUGGUGAUCUUCACGACAUCAGUUCAGCAUGCUGCAAUUGGCAAUGCACAGGUGGGAGGAGCAGGAGACGCCGGGACUUAAAACAAGGCAGAACCGAGGAGCAAAAUAAAGCUACAAAGUCCACGCAUAAUUACUACUGACCGACCAUGGCUGAGUACAAACUAGAAGUGACAACAGGUGACAUGAUUAACGCAGGAACUUUUGACCACAUUUUCGUCACUUUAAUUGGAACCGGAGGGAAGAGUGAGCGGACGGAGCUGGACAACGAAGGUGUGGAUUUUCAAACCGGGAUGACGGGGAUGUACACGCUGAAAACCAGUUCGUCUCUCGGGAAACUUCUGCUCGUCAGGCUGGAGAAAGAUCCUCUGUUUGUUCUCCCAGAGGAUGAGUGGUACUGCUCCAAAAUAAGGGUGACGACUCCAGACGGAGAGGUCCUUCUUUUCCCCUGUUACAGGUGGAUCUCCAGGGGAAAGCAGGAGGAGCUGAGAGGAGGGAGAGCCACGAAAGCUUUUGAGGACGACCAUCCCGUGUUGACUGACCAUCGGCAGAAAGAGCUGAUAGAUAAGAGGAGCCUGUAUCAAUGGGCAAUUACUGAUCCAAAGCUCCCACACUCCAGCGAUUUCAAACACGUAUCUGAGCUCCCGGCAGAGAUCGCCUUCUCCAUGUCCAAAUUAAUGGAAAUGCUUUACGCAAAAAGAACAUCUGGUGCUGAACUCAUGUUUAAAGGGCUGCUUGGCUCCACCGAACAAUGGGAGAAAACUGAGGACAUCAAAAAAAUCUUCUGGUUCAAAGAGACAACAAUGUCAGUGUAUGUUAUAGAACACUGGAAGGACGACGACUUUUAUGGAUUCCAGUUUCUGAACGCAACAAACCCCAACGUGAUCAAGCGCUGCUCAAAGCUUCCCCCAAACUUCCCAGUCACAGAGGAGAUGGUGAAGCCGUCCCUGGCAGAGGGAAGCUCUCUGCAGAUGGAAAUAAUGAACGGAAAUGUAUUCCUCUGCGACUUCAAGAUGAUGGAUGGAUUGCCCACUAAGGUGCAUGAUGGUCAGACUCUGCAUGUGACUGCCGGUCUCUGUUUGUUCUACAUGAACCCAGAAAACAAACUGAAGCCAAUUGCGAUACAGCUGCAUCAACAACCCUCCGAGAAGAACCCCAUCUUUCUGCCUAGUGACUCGGAGAUGGACUGGCUGCUCGCCAAGAUGUUCAUUAAAAAUGUUGAUCUGAUGCUGCAUCAGUCCGUCUAUCACUUCAUGAGAGCUCACCUUUUGGCAGAGGUCUUUACCGUCGCCACUCUCCGCAGCCUCCCUGUCAUUCACCCCCUCUACAAGCUGUUGAUCCCUCAUGUGCGUCACACUCUCCAAAUAAAUACCAUGGCCCGCCAAUCUGUUCUUGGACCUGAUGGGAUUUUACACACAAGUUCACUCGGAUGGGACGGGAUGAUGGAGCUCAUGAGAAGGUCUCUCUCUGAACUGACCUACAGCUCCCUCUGUCUGCCAGAGAACAUCGCUGCACGAGGACUGGAGUCCAUCCCCAACUUCUACUACAGAGACGAUGGCCUGAAGCUGUGGAACAUCAUCAGCAGCUUUGUGAAGGCAAUAGUGAGGCACUAUUACUCCUCGGACAGCGAUGUCCAAAAGGACACGGAGCUGCAGGCCUGGAUCAGUGAGAUAUUCACACACGGCUUCUUAGAAAACAAAGCCUCAGGGUUUCCAGCGAGCUUUAAUACCGUGGAGGAAGUGACCAAGUUCGUCACCAUGGUGAUCUUCACAGUGUCAGCUCAGCACGCUGCAGUCAAUAACGGACAGUUUGAUUUCAACUCCUGGGUGCCAAACGGCUCGCUCCUGCUGCGCAAACCUCCUCCAACCACCAACGGCCAGUCAAGCAUGGAGACAGUUUUCGAGACCCUCCCAAAUGUUGGAGAGACGGUCAAGUUUGCAGCAAUGUCGUGGGUACUUUCAGAAGAGUACACAGACGUGGUUCUCUUGGGUACCUACCCUGACGAGAGAUUUGACGAGCCUGCCCCUAAGCAGAUGAUCAAGGACUUUCAAGCCGAGCUGUCCUGCCUCAGUGAAGCAAUUACAAAAAGAAACUCUGAGCUCGAAGUACCCUACACAUAUCUGAACCCUGACCAGAUAGAGAACAGUGUAACUAUUUAACUAACUCCAAUAAGCCAUGUUAGCUUUCGGCAUUAUUAAAGAUACCCAUCCAUUGUCUUAA
Messenger RNA from Acanthopagrus latus (yellowfin seabream), 2227 nucleotides. RefSeq names its product hydroperoxide isomerase ALOXE3-like. Gene Ontology annotation, molecular function: oxidoreductase activity, acting on single donors with incorporation of molecular oxygen, incorporation of two atoms of oxygen; iron ion binding; protein binding. The coding region runs from base 157 to 2166 and encodes 669 amino acids. NCBI's taxonomy places the organism in Eukaryota, Metazoa, Chordata, Actinopteri, Spariformes, Sparidae. The record is from RefSeq and is a predicted model, not a curated record. Gene Ontology annotation, biological process: lipid oxidation; linoleic acid metabolic process. The transcript is spliced from 16 exons.